CGCGCUGCCCCGCCCUCUACACUUCUCCCUCGCAACGGACUCUCCCUUCAAACGGGAAACAAGAUGGCGGCGGCAGGUCCGAGUACUCGGGCCUCUUCCGCAGCGGUAGCUACGGCUCUGAGUCGGCGGGGCCGGCGGGGUCGCUGUGACGAGAUGGCGGCAGCAAAGACUGGGGUCUCGGGCCCGGCCUCUGGCCCCGCGUUGUUGGUACUGCCGUCGCCGCCGCCUUCGCGACCGGAGGAGUCGGGCUGCGCCCUGUGCCUGGAGACUCCGGGGGAAGCGGCGGCCCUGCCGUGUGGUCACUCGCUGUGCCGAGGCUGCGCCCAACGCGCCGCCGACGCGGCGGGCCCCGGCUGCCCGCGCUGCCCCGUGGAACUGCGCUGCCGCCCGCGCCGGAACGGGGGCGCGGCCGCCGCGGGGCCCAGGCCGGAGCAGGAGGCGCGCGCCGCGCCCACGGAGCCAGAAUUUAUAUUCAGAGCACCAAUCAAAUUGAGCAAGCCUGGGGAACUUCGUGAGGAAUAUGAAUGCCUGAGAAAGCUGAGAGAAGAAAAGUUACAAGAGGAGAAAACCUCUGAAGAUCUAAUCUAUAAGUUGUUACCAGAAGAUACAGAAACAGGGAAGAAGAAAGUGGAUGAACAGAAAAAAAGAGAUGAGCCAUUAGUUCUAAAAUCAAAUCUGGAACAUUGUCUUGCACGUCUCUCAGACUCAGAGAAUGAAGAACCUUCUCGAGGCCAGAUGAUGCAGCCACAUCGCUCAGCGUUUGUUUCCAAGAACAACUCCUACUCCAUAGCUUUCCUGGCAGGGAAGCUAAACUCCAGGGUUCAGAGGAGUCAGAGCUGCAGUGACACAGCUCAGGACAGAGUGAAGAGCAGACUGAGAGCGGCUCCAACCAAAAAAGCCAAGGUCACAACUAUGAAUCCAGCCUCCAACCCCAUCAUUGGUGUCCUUUUGUCCACUCAGAACAACCGCUGUCUCUCAGCACCUGACUUAACCAUUGAAAAGCGUCUGCCCUUCAGCUCCUUUUCAUCUUUGGCUUCCCUGCAUAAGCCAGAGCGCUCCAUUAGUCCUGAGAGCAAUGACAGCAUCUCCGAAGAACUAAACCAUUUCAAGCCCAUUGUCUGCUCACCAUGUACUCCUCCCAAGAGACUCCCUGAUGGCCGUGUACUAAGUCCCCUCAUCAUCAAGUCAACACCUCGAAACUUAAACAGAAGCCUGCAGAAACAGACUUCUUAUGAGGCCAGUCCACGGAUCCUCAAAAAGUGGGAGCAGAUCUUUCAGGAGCGACAGAUCAAAAAGACCCUUUCAAAAGCCACUCUCACUUCCCUGGUCUCUGAAACAGGGGAAGACUUACUAAGUUCUGAAGUUACCCACCCUAGCAAGGAGAAGCCACUUCUGGCUUUAAAUACAAGACUGUCCAGUGGGCAGAUACUUUCUGAGUAUACUGGACCCACCUCCACUGACCCUGAGUAUUUCCCCUCUGUUAGCCAAACACAGGCAGAACAGGGCAGUGAUAGUAAAAGAAGCACUGAGAUCCCAUUGGAAACCUGUUCCUUAGAACUCAAAGAGGGAAUCAGAGGGACUUCUUUGAAGGGGGAGCAACUUGAGGGGUCAGGGUCAACCCCAGAUGCUAAGUUAGACAAAACCUGUAUAAGUACAGCCAUGAAAAUAUCAGCAGUUAAUUCAGUGGCACCAAAAAGCAAUGUUUUGGGUGGGGUCCUCAAAACAAAAAAACAGCUGAAGACAUUAAAUCAUUUUGAUCUGGCUAAUGGUGUUCUGGAAGACAGCCUAGGAGAGGAACCACUUCCUUCUUUGCGUCGGGGACAGAAAAGACGUUGUAAGACCAAGCACCUGGAACAAAACGGCUCUCUCAAGAAACUGCGACAAACCAGCAGUGAGGUUGGUCUGGCCCCAGCAGACCCAGUACUGCGAGAGAUGGAGCAGAAAUUGCAGCAAGAGGAAGAGGACCGGCAGUUGGCCCUGCAGUUGCAGCGCAUGUUUGACAAUGAGAGGCGGACUGUGAGUCGCCGAAAAGGAAGCGUGGAUCAGUAUCUCUUACGGUCCAGCAGCAUGGCUGGGGCCAAGUAGCACUUAAUGAACAGUGUUACCUAUUUUUAAGAGGUCUUUGGUCUUGAUCAUUUAUCUGAAGAGUUGAGUGUUCUCACUUUGGGUUUCAUUUAAUGCAAAAUACUGUCUAAUAUGGUUUUGAGAGGUACCGGGGCCUUGUUAGUCAAAAUCCAAGGCAACUGCCUCUCUGUUCUUUGUGACCCAAACCAGAAGCACUCCUCACCCCCUAAUUGACUACCCCCUUCUGAAUGCUUCUGGGCCACAUCUGGCAGUACCCACUUGGAAUGAGAUUUGGAAUGGCCUCAUUCAGAAGCAUAAUGAUCAGAGUUAGAAAUGGUAAAGGAAAGAGGGGAUACCUUCUCAAACUGAUGACCUCCUGACUUCUUUCAACAGGGUGUUGUUUUAAAUCAACCUUGCAGAUAAAAAUUAAUUACAUCUUUUUCAAAGAAGUGGAGCAGUCUAGUACUUUGGAAGAUCCAAAAUGACAGAUUAUGUUCCUCUUUUUUCUUCCCCUUACCACAAAUAACAAUACCUACUUAAAUUGAUUAAGCAUAUGCUUCUAUGAAAGUUAAUUUACAUUCUCUGCUUAAAAAAAUAACAUAUGAUUAAUACUGUAUGGUUUCCAGGGCACAUUCAUAGACAUUGUUUAAUUUGGUCUCCCUAAGAGACCUAACUUGUAAGUGGUAUUAGCCCCAUUUUUAGAUGAUGAAACUGCAGUGCAGAUGUUCAGGUUCUCUCUACUAAGUGACAUAGCCCAGACUGACUACUGGGUCUCCUGACAACAAAUCCCAUGGAUUUUCUACACUAACAGGUUACCCAAAUGGACUGCAACCCAAGAGCAUGACAGGGGUACCUAGGGAGAGCUGGCCGGGCUUAAACACCGAUAGUAUAAAGUCUAUAUGAAAGAAGUUAAGAUUGAUAGAUAAACAAACAUAUACUGUGCAAUUCUGCCCUCUCCCCCCAGUUUACAGUCUUCUGUUUUCCUAGGGGUUCCAGCCUAUGAGACAAACCACAAUGGGGCUUCAUUAUUACUUUCCAUAUGGGUAAUAAUUAUCUGCAAUGUUGAUCUAAAAUCCUAAAAAAUUGCCCCAAAGUCAGGCAAAGAGCAGUGCUGAAACUCCAUAGUAUGGAAACAAGGUAUCUAGCUGGAUGCAGCUGGUAAAUUCAGUCCCAUGGACCUUUGGGGUUUAUUUUUCUUAGCAGCUGACACCAUGUGUCUUUUGCAUCCCUGGUGGUGCUUGGUGCUUCUGCCCAUCUGGGCUCAUUGAGAAUAAGGAUUAAGAUAGGAGUUGAGGGAAUCUCAGAUGGGCUGGCAUUCCCUGUGUAUGUAUGAGUUGUUGCUAUACCUAUGUGACUGGCAUUUUAACAAACCUUCCAGAAUUUAUAUAUCCCAAUGUAUGCUGUCCUAGAGUAGCCCCAGCAGAAUACUGCAUAGUUUUUCUAAGGAUGUUGCCUUUGGUGAAAACAUUUCUGAAACUGUCUUCAAAGUGUAAAGACAUUUAAAGACAUAGACUCUCUUAUAAAGUGUUAGAACUGGAAAGGACCUUAAUGGUUGUCUGUUCUAACCUCUUCCUUUUACUAAGGCAGAGGCUGAAGUCCAGAACAGACUCACUGCUCAAGGGAGUAUCUAUAGCACCUUCUUCUCAGAGCAGAUCUUCAAUUUUUUGGAGUUAUAAGAGAGAGAAAUUUAAGUUUGAAAAUAGUGAGAAGCUGUUUGAAGCCUCUGGGAAAGAAGGUGUGUUUAUUAAGAGGGUUUGGAGUCAUAAAUGAUUGCCACUGUGAAGCAUUUAGAGCCAUUUUCUUGUGCAGCUCAUAGUUCCCAAACAGCUCCCAAAGAGAAAUUCCAGAGAUACCUGAAGCAUUGUGGUCAUCACUGAAAUAUGUGGGUCUUUCCAGUGACUACUUUGGUGGGGAACAUCACUCACCUGAAUGUAUGUAUUGUGUGUGUGUGUGUGAACACAUGUAUGUACAUAUGUAUGUUUAUAAAGGCAUACAUCAAUCUCAUUACUUUAUAUUCACACCACUUAAUUUUUAGGUCCUACACAACUUAUGACCUCCAAGAGCUGCUAUAGGGCAUGUUAAUGCUCAAAAUAGAAGAGCUGGCACUGAUCUGCAAAGGACAGGAAGGGUGACCUUAAUAAAUGCCCAUAGAGGAAACUUAACUAUUACUGCUAUUUCAGGUAUUUCUUUUUUGAUCCUAGUAAAUAUUAUUGGAAGAUAUUAAUCUUGUUGGUGGUAGCAAAGACACUCAAUUUUACCUCUUGCCAUCUUUUUCUGUUGCUCCAAUAAUUUGAAAAACACUUUUCAGUUGGAACUGAUUCUUUGCUUUGGUAAAAAGAAAUAUUUUAAUAGAUGAAGGAUGUAUUUCAAAUAUUUUUCCAUUAAUACUUUCACUUUAAGAACCUGCAUUAGCAACAAGUUUAGACUUCAUAUGCAGAGUAAAAAGCUAUUACUUUUAUUUUUCUUUGGUUCCAGGGAUUGAACUCAGAACCUUGUGCUUUCGAGGCAGGUGCAGUGCCACUGAGCUAAAUCCCUAGCCCAUAAAGCUAAUUCUUGUUAAGUGAAUGUUAUAAACAUUAGGUUCAACUUACUGUCUUUCCUCUACAUACCUACUGUAAUGCUGAAGAUGGUAGAGAUGUUAUUUUCCACACUUCCUGCUGAGCAGUAGUCCUUUAAAUAUAGGCAGAGCUAUUUAGUUUAAGGAGGAGAGAGACUUAAUCUAUAUCUGCUCAGCUUUGGAGGAAGCGGGGAACAAACCACUAAGGUAUUGUCUGUAUUUUAAGAUGCUUUGCAUACUUAAAAAUGCUUUUUCUUUCUGAAGAAUUAACAUUUCUUGUUUCAUUGUCAAGUUGGUCACAAGAGUUGUUGACAUGAGUUCUUUGGUGGGGUGGGGAAGAAAAAUACAAGGAAGGAAAACCAAAUGAUGGGGAACAAUGGUAUGCUAGAAUAAGAGAUACAGUAUUUCACCUAUCAAGCAUUUAAAAAUCAUUGAAAUUCAAGUCAUUCUACAAUCUUCCCUUGUCUUACUAACUGUUCUUGUGUAUAGGGAUUCUUUUCUUAUUAAAGGGGAAGUCAUGAGAGAUGGGAGGAUAGGGGCCAUACUGGUGGGAAAUCCCAAGAAAUGUGGCACCCUCAGAAGGGGUGUUCUUAGCCCUUUUCCACAGAGAAGGAAAGACAUUUUGGGAACAUGUUCCAUGACGCAUUGAUUGUAUCUGUUAGAAGACAUAUGGGCCUGUUGGGUUGGCAUCAACUCAGAGAGGGUUAGGCACCCAGUCCCCUGGCCCCUUUAAUUACCUCUUUAAAAUAUGAUUAAGCCUUUUUGGCUGAGGCUUGCCAGGGAAAGGUUUUCUAAGUGGCUUCAUUUAUUUUUUUAAUUUUUAAAUUUUUCCUUGGAAGAAGUACUAGUCAUAAAGUGUUUUCUUUUGUUUUUGUUCAUUUUUCCAUAUAAAAAUGCCCCUAAGAGAUUAAAGCACUUAAGUAAUUGCUGUCUGCUUACAAACUAGCAAACCAACUAAAACAGGAGACUGCUACUGUUGUCUGGUUGCUUUUCAUCCUUUCAGUUCCUUUGACAGAUUACUUCUUAGGCUCUUAAGUUUGUGCCAACCCUGUGCUGGAUUGUGGAGAUUCAAAGAUGGAAAGAUAGUCCUUGAUCUUCAGGAACUCAGUGUCCAGUGGAAUAUAUUUGAAUGUAUGUGUAGUUGGAGAUUGUGUUAAUGGUCUUAAAAAAGGCCAUUUCUUUUAUAACAGUGUUCUUCAAUGGUCUUGUUUAGGAUGCCCUAUACCUAGCAGGCUGCCUUGAACUUUUUAUAGAGACCCACCAGUAUUUAUGAAAUUGAUCAUAACAUUGCUUUCUAUUCCCUAAGUAAUUUUACCAGGGGAGAAUGAAUCUUCUCCUGUAGUAAUUAUGGAACAAUAUAACUUCUCUUCAGGAGCAGCUUUUAGUUCAAGCACCAAGAAAUGAGGCAGGUUUAGAUUGCUGACAUGGUCACAGGUGGUCCACCCCUUAUUUUAGUAACCACCUAAUCUCUUCCCCAUCCUGACCUCUCAUUAGAGCUGGUAGCAACUUGGGAUUUCUUUCCUUUUUACUGUUGGCUCUUCAUUGCAGUGGAAGGCCAGCAGGAAGCAGGAGGAAGAAAAAUAAAGGCUACAUUAUAAUCAUGGUAUAUUCCAGCUAGAAUAGCAUGGAAACUAUCAAACUUCCUCUAUCCCUCUUUUUUUUUCUUUCUUUUUUUUUUAAACAAAUGAUGAUCUGGUGCCCUGUGUACUAUUUUAUGUGUAGUGUUUUGGGGCCUGAAUAAAUAAAGUUAUGCAUGCAACACGAUUUGCAAAUGAAGGGGACACCCAAAUUAAAAGGAACUUUUAAAAGUAG
Molecule: messenger RNA, 6433 nt
Organism: Heterocephalus glaber (naked mole-rat)
Lineage: Eukaryota; Metazoa; Chordata; Mammalia; Rodentia; Bathyergidae
Source: RefSeq, a predicted model, not a curated record